GGGCUGGCUUGCUCGGCAAUGACUUGGGGCACAGGGGUGGGCCGACAUUACACACGAAGACACUGCUGCUCAAAGAUGCUCUUCGGUAUGUUGGAUUGAGGGGAGGGUAGGUUCUAAUUGGUGCUCAACUGUAAACACAACCAUUUCCACCAUGCAUACAUCUGCAACAUGAUUUWAWUUKAUUCUUUGAUUAGUUGGUGGACAGACUGCUAACACCUCACAGACARCUUAGAGUAGGACCAKUGUAUACUACCAUAWCUGGUUCUAUCUCAAGCUGCUGUAAGUGAACUAAUCAAUGGUAGGAUUAAAUUAUGUGUACAGUCAGUGAUAAUGUUGUUGACGACCGCUUGAAAUAGUAGCAUUUGGUUUCCUGCCGGACACAAACUAUUUUUAGAAAAUUAAGUGCCGGUCAAACAUAUGCUGUGGUAGGACUUCUCUAGAAGGUUCUAGUGCAGACAGUGUAUGCAUAGCUCAUGAGUGAAUCAAACAGCGCUGAGGGUAGAGUUGACGAUGGUAGACUAACACGAUCGAGAUCACGUAGGAUCCCGUACGUGUUUCAGUACCUGGACACCGAGACAGAGAGACGGCUUAGGGCCAAAGCUAUAGCCCGUGCUAGAGCAGCGAGCGUGAGGACAACAGCAGCUGUUGCACAAGAGUUAGCAGCAGCUAACGCAGCAGCAAGGCAAGCGGCGGCAGCAGCAAUGGCUACCGCGGCAGCAACCAAUGGUGCCACUUCGUCUGCCACUCAGUUGGGAAUGCCCACUGGGUCCGCGGGUAGUUCCAGUGUCGCAGGUUCUAGUCACUCCACCAGUCAAAUGGCGGGCUCGCAGUUAAGCCCAAUGACCCCACGCCAGCGGGAGUUGAGGGAACUCCAGCAAGUUGAAAGGAUUCGCACUAGGCUAGAGAGGGAACUGAAGGAAGCUGCUGAUAGAGAAAAGGAAAUUAGAGAUAGGACAGUCAGAUUGGAAACGGUAGAGGCCGACAAAACUGCACUAGAGAGGAUGGACUUCAUGGAGGACACUUUGGAUCAGAUAUUGGCUCAGUUGCAGCAGCUUGGACCAAGGCUGCCCGCAGUUGCAAGAUCGUCGCUCCCUAUGUCGACGAUGAUAGGCACCUACCCCCAUGCUGGCACACGACCAAGCGGUUCGUCAGCAGCAGCGCCUCAGACUGUUGCUUCUACUUCUUCCGGUCCUACGGUGGCAGCUACUCCACCACCACAACAGCAACCUGUUCCACCACAGGGACAGCAGCAAGGCCCAUGGUACCCAAAGACCCCAAUGAAACCACCUAUCGCCUUCUCUGGUGAGAAGAAGGACGAGGAGCUCAACACAUGGUUGAGAACGGUUCCAAUGUGGGUAAGGGCAAAAAGGACUUUGCAGGAGGAGGAGGAGAUCACUGCUUCAUCUUACCUUGAGGGUAAGGCAGCCAAAUGGCUAGACGGGAUCAUAGCGAAAGCUGGGUUUGGGAGACGCAUGGCAGAUUGGGCUAAGACCAUGACUUUAGAUGAGUUCAUAGACAUGGUAGAAGCUCGCUGGCAUAAUCCGCAGCAGGCCCAGAUUACCACUGACGCCAUAAUAAGACUAGACCAGCGACGGUACAAGUCCGUUAGGGAGCUUACGACUACCGUGGAGAAUCUCAUCGUAGUCCCAGGCAUUCGCUAUGAUGACCAGGUCUUAUUGACCAUGUUCGUGAGAUGUCUCCCAGAGAAUCUCAGAACACAGUUGGCCAGCGAGGCACACCUCGAGUAUCACACCUUUGAGUCCUCUAGAAAGGCCCUAGACUUAGAGGCUACUCUAGGAAGUGAUCAACCUACUACUCCAGUAGACGGAAAGAAGAAGAAGAGUCCACAGGAGUGGAAGAAGAAGGGGAGUCGACUUAUGAUGGUUGAGACCGACGUGACUCAAACCGAGGUUGAAGACCUUUCUGACCUGAUGGACACCACAGAGUAUGACGGCGAGGAAUCUGCUGAGGGUAGCACCAUUGCCGCGAUAGUAAAAGGAGUCAUCGAUAGGGAGGUUGUCCACGCCAUAGAAAUCAUUCCAGGGAGUAAAACCCCAAAGGGAAGGAUCUAUAGGAUGGCUCCUGCCGAGUUGGAUGAACUUCGGCGACAACUGAAAGAGCUGACAGAAAAGGGAUGGAUCCGGCCGAGUACUUCCCCCUACGGAUCUCCAGUGCUACUUGUACCGAAGAAGGGGGGUACAUUGAGGAUGUGCAUUGAUUACAGAGGCUUCAAUGCCAUCACAAUGAAGAACGCAGAGCCUCUACCCCGCAUAGAUGACCUAUUGGAUAGGGUGCAGGGAUGUAUUAGGCCGGAAGAUGCGAAGGUGGCUAGUAUCAGGGACUGGCCACGACCUCAUACUGUUACUGAGGUCAGAUCUUUCUUAGGAAUGUGCGGCUACUAUAGAAACUUCGUAAAAAACUAUUCCACAGCCGCCUCUCCUUUGGCUGAUCUAACUCGACUUGACACGCCGUGGGACUGGAGUGAUGAGUACGAGGCUGCUUUCAAACGAUUGAAGCAUGCACUUAUGAAUCAUGAGGUUCUCAUGGUGCCCGAUCCUCAGAAGCCAUUCAUAGUGACCACUGACGCAAGCCAAUACGACAUUGGCAGUGCUGGCUCAGCAGGAUGGGAAAAAGUUGAGACCGAUUGAGUAUAUGAGCAAAAAAAAGCCAUCAAAGAAACUGGCAAAGUCCACCUAUGAAAGGGAACUCU
Messenger RNA from Chara braunii, 2710 nucleotides. Lineage: Eukaryota; Viridiplantae; Streptophyta; Charophyceae; Charales; Characeae. The record is from the annotation of a GenBank genome assembly.